Rubroshorea leprosula is the source of this 1830-nucleotide messenger RNA. The record is from the annotation of a GenBank genome assembly. NCBI's taxonomy places the organism in Eukaryota, Viridiplantae, Streptophyta, Magnoliopsida, Malvales, Dipterocarpaceae.
AAAAGGUAAUUGAAACCAACCUUAAGCUCUUCGUUUCUCCGCUUUAAAGGUAGCCUCGAUUAUUGCUGACUUAGGCAUCGGAGUGUCUACCCCCGAUGAUCCACCUCGGGGCUUUGCAGGUCAAUCCGGAGUGCAGAUACGGACUGAAGAAGGACAUCUGGAUACCACAACUUGAAACUUAUGAUGGGACGAAGGACCCCAAUGAUCAUCUACAUGCUUUCUAUUCUUGUAUGCAAGCCCAGAACGCCUCUGAUGCGUUGAUGUGCAAAAUCUUUCUCUCUGCUCUCCGAGGUAAUGCUCGAACCUGGAAAACCACUUCUAAGCUAAUGCGAGUUAGGCAGAGAGACGGCGAGUCUUUGAAGAAUUUUAUGAGUAGAUUCAAUGAUGCAGUACUGGAGGUUAGCUCUUUCGACCAGGCUGUGGGAAUUACAGGUGUGAUCUCAGGUCUUAGCCACGAGAGAUUCAGAGAUAGUCUGCUCAAACAUCCUUCCACCACCUUCAGCGAGUGUGUCCUUGUUGACACAGGGAGUGCACCAGACAUCAUGUACUUCCAUUGUUUUGAGAGUCUUGGGUUGGACCCAUCUUUGUUGCAGCGGUAUGAUGGUCCCAUUUACAGAUUCAACAACCAACCAAUCCUAGUUGAGGGAAUCCUCACCAUGAAUGUUGCAUUUGGACGUGGCCGAAGUUAUGUGACUCCUUCAGUUAGUCCGGAGCCCAAUGACUGGACCUUAUAUGUUGAUGGGGCAUCUAAUAGCAAAGGUUCAGGAGCUGGCGCUCUCUUGCUUGGCCCAGAUGGAUACCGAAGUGAACACGCCUUGAAAUUCAACUUCGAUGCAACAAAUAACAUGGCUGAGUAUGAAGCUCUCUUGCUUGGUCUACAAUUAGCAUUGGAGUUGAAAAUUAGCGCAAUCCAAGUGUACAAUGACUCUCAGCUGGUGGUGAAUCAAAUCAACUCAAUCUGUGAAGUCGUCGAUCUUGUGAUGGUGAAAUAUGUAACUCUAGUGGCCGAGCUGAAGUGCAAAUUUCAGAAAUCAGUUUUUGUGGAGGUCUUAGAUGCACCAAGCUUCAUGAAGCCACGGGUGAUGGAGAUCAGCACAGACUCAGACAUGCCAAGCUGGACUGACUCAAUUAUCUCCUUUUUACGAGACGGGGUAAUACUUGAGGAUAAGCAGAAGGCAAUGAAGUUGAGGAAGAAAGCAUCUCGGUAUACACUUGUUGUUGGGGUCCUCUAUAAGAGAUCUUUCUCACUCCCUCUUCUACGGUGCUUGAACCCAUAUGAAGCGGAAUACGCAUUCAAGGAUGUGUAUGAAAGUGUUUGCGGAAGUCACGUAGGUCCAUUUAUGAAGGGGGUAGGAGGUGUAACCCAUCUCAUCGUCGGUGUGGAUUAUUUCACAAAAUGGGUUGAAGCUCAGGCAUUAUCCAGUCUUACCUCCAGGAAAGUCGAGGACUUUGUUUUCAGCUCGAUUAUUUGUAGAUAUGAGAUCCUGAAUCAGAUUAUAGCUGAUAAUGGAACUCAAGUCAAUUGCUCCUCAUUCCGAGAUUUUUGUUCCAGCUAUGGGAUCAAACUACAGUUCACCUCGGUUUACCAUCUGGAGUCCAAUGGCAUGGUCGAAUCUGUUAACAAAUGCAUUUUAGAAGGUAUAAAACCGAGAUUGGAACAGCACAAGGCCAAAUGGGCAGACGAGCUCAACAACGUCCUCUAGGCAUACAGAACCACGAGUCAAAUAGCCACAGGUAUUACUUUAAACCUGGUUUAUUUGAUUAACUUUAUAUUGUUUUUCUCUUUCUGUUACGGCUUUACCUUGGAGCAAAUAUACAUAACACGUAAAG